AUGAAAUCAGUUCUGAUCGCUAAUCGUGGUGAAAUAGCCGUUCGAGUGGCUCGAACAUUACGUCGAAUGGGCAUUGAAAGUGUUGCAAUUUAUUCAGAAGCUGAUCGAAAUUCUGUUCAUGUUCGUGUCGCUGAUCGAUCAAUUGAAUUAAAAGGAUUUCCAUCAAGUGAAAUUUAUUUACAAAGUCAAUUAAUAAUUGACAUAGCAAAAGAAGAGAAAGUCGAUGGAAUCUUUCCUGGUUAUGGAUUUUUAUCUGAAAAUGCUGAAUUUGCUCGUCAAUGUGAAAAAGAAGGAAUUUGUUUUAUUGGACCAACAAGUGAACAAAUUUAUCAAUUUGGUUUAAAACACAUUUCAUAUGAAUUGGCUUGUGAAGCAAAAAUUCCAGUUUUACCUCGAAGUGAACUUUUAAAUGAUAUUGAAGAUGCAAAACGACAAGCUUUACGUAUUGAAUAUCCUAUAAUGUUAAAAAGUACAGCAGGUUCAGGUGGUAAAGGAAUGUGUCAAUGUUGGAAUGAAAAAGAUUUAGAAAAUGUUUAUGAAACAGUUCAACGAUCAGCACAAAAAUAUUUACAAAAUGAUGGUCUUUAUGUGGAAAAAUAUGUUGAACAUGGUCGACAUAUUGAAAUUCAAAUCUUUGGUGAUGGAAAAGGUUUUGUUCGUUCAUUUGUUGAACGUGAUUGUUCUUUACAAAGAAGAAAUCAAAAAAUAGUUGAAGAAUCACCUGCAACAAAUCUUUCUGAUGAAAUUCGAUGUGCAAUGAGUAAUGCAGCUGUUCAACUUGCGUCACUUGUGAAAUAUCGAUCAGUUGGAACAGUUGAAUUCAUUUUAGAUGAAAAAUCAAAGAAAUUUUAUUUUCUUGAAGUUAAUUGUCGAUUACAAGUUGAACAUCCAAUAACAGAAAUGAUUUAUGGAAUUGAUUUAGUUGAAUGGAUGAUCAAAUUAUCAUCUAAUGAACAAAUUGAACAAUUAAAAGAUUUUCCAAAACCAAUUGGUUGUGCAAUUGAAGUUCGACUUUGUUCAGAAAAUCCUUUAAAUGAUUUUUGUCCUUCGACAGGAAAAAUUUAUGAAAUUAAAUUUCCUCAAACAACAAAAAAUAUUCGAAUUGAUACGUGGAUUUGUAAUGGAAUUGAAAUUUGUUCAUUUUAUGAUUCGUUAUUGGCAAAAAUUAUUGUUCAUGGACAAAAUCGACAAGAAACAAUUGAAAAACUUUCUUUUGUUCUUCAACAAAUUCAUCUUUAUGGAAUUGAAACAAAUUUACAUUUUCUUCGUCAAUUAAUUUCAUCGAAUUUCUUUCUUAAUGAACAAAAUCUUUCGCUUCAGUUUUUAACCAAAGUAUUUCAUUAUGAACCAAAAGGAAUUGAAAUUCUUCAAAGUGGAACAUUUACAACAAUUCAAGAUUAUCCAGGUCGAAUUGGAUUUUGGAAUGUGGGAAUUCCUCCAUCAGGUCCAAUGGAUCAUUUUGCUUUUCGAAUUGCAAAUCGUUUAAUUGGAAAUAAAGAAACGACUUCUGCACUUGAAAUUACUCUUCAUGGUCCUCAAAUUCGUUUUCAUCAAUCAACAACAAUUGCAAUUACAGGUGCAACGAUGAAAAUUACUCUUGAUAACAAAUCAAUUCCACUUUGGAAACAAAUCUUUGUUGAAAAAGGACAAAUUUUAGAAUUUGGAAAACUUAUCGAUGGUUGUCGAACAUAUUUGGCCGUUCGAGGUGGUUUCGAUGUUCCUUCAUAUCUCGGUAGUCAAUCAACAUUUGUUCUUGGGCAAUUUGGUGGAUUUGCUGGUCGAAUUUUACAAUCAGGUGAUUUUCUUUUUCUCAAUUCACCGAUUUCCAAUGAAAUUCCAUUGAAUUUGCCCAUGGAAUUCAUUCCUGUUUAUCCCAAUAGACAAAAGCAAGAAAAAUGGUCAAUUGCUGUUCUUCAUGGCCCACAUGGUUCACCUGAUUUCUUUUCUUCGGAAUUUAUUCACGAAUUUCUUCAAUCAACAUGGAAAGUUCAUCAUAAUUCGAAUCGGUUGGGAAUUCGUUUAAUUGGACCAAAACCAAUUUGGACACGACAAUCAGGUGGUGAUGCAGGUCUUCAUCCUUCAAAUAUUCAUGAUUGUCAAUAUGCUAUUGGAAGUAUCAAUUUUACUGGUGAUUCACCUGUCAUUUUAACUCAAGAUGGACCAAGUUUAGGUGGUUUUGUUUGUCCAUUUACAAUUAUUCAAGCAGAUCUUUGGAAAAUUGGUCAAUUAAAACCAAAUGAUCAAAUUCAAUUUUAUUCAAUUUCAUUUGAUCAAGCUUUAACUUUAGAAAAACAACAAAAUCAUUUCAUUUCUACUUUAUCUUCCCCUGCUCCUUCUCCUCCUCCGUCUUUACAAUCAUUUCAGUGUAUUCUCAAAGAACUCAAAGAAACAUCAACACAACCACGUGUUGUUUAUCGACAAGCAGGUGAUCAUUACAUUCUCAUUGAAUAUGGAUCAAUGAAUUUAGAUUUACAUCAUCGAUUUCGAAUUCAUUUCCUUAUGGAACAACUUGAGAAAGAGAAAAUCCAAGGAAUUCAAGAAAUUUCUCCUGGCGUUUCUUCACUUCAAAUUCAUUUCGAUGGAAAAAUUCUUCAUGAAUAA
This is a messenger RNA of Adineta ricciae, 2601 nucleotides long. Lineage: Eukaryota; Metazoa; Rotifera; Eurotatoria; Adinetida; Adinetidae. The record is from the annotation of a GenBank genome assembly.